GAUGACCGUCAUCAGUCGCUGCGUCCCGGUACAGGAAACAAGAAACGACGUUACAUCGACUCCGACACCAAACUACUCUGCACCCGCUGCACAGAACACCCGCCGCCGAGCAAAACAUGGUUUCUAAGUUGAACGUGAUGAUGGUGACGAUCGCGGCGUUGUUGGCGGCCGGCGCGGCGUUGCCGUCGCACUACGCGGUGCCGGCGGAGGACGAGCACGCGGUCGCGUUCGGGCCGCCGGAACCGGAGCACCACGGCGAGCAGCCGUCGCGCAAGACGUAUCACUUCCAGUACGCGGUGCACGACCCGCUGACCGGCGACGAGAAGAGCCACAACGAGGUGAGCGACGGCCACGGCACCGUCACCGGCACGUACACCGUGGUCGAGCCGGACGGUUCCAAGCGGGUGGUCGAGUACACCGCGGACGACGAGCACGGGUUCCGCGCCCAGGUGAAGAAGAUCGAACAGCCCAAGCCGUCCGAGUACGACGCGCCCGUCCACGGGCACCAGUACAGCUACGUUCCCGAGUCGUACAUAUUCCACAAUCACUGACCGUCACGUUGCGUACCGCUGAGGCGCCGCGGCGGUAUUCAGUUUUCGGGGGCGUUUUUUAAUUUUGGUUUUUUUUCCCGAGACUUUCGCUUUCAUUUACUGUAUACGUUGUCGCGCAUUAUUUUUGUUUUUUCUUUCGUUCAAACAAGCCGUGUCAUCUUCGGCUAAUGUCUUUUAUUUAUUUUUAUUUUUUCAUUUUCCCGAGUCCAGUCCCUUAAAUCCCGUUCGAAACACUACGUCAUUUCACUCCGGACAAAUUUAUCGAAACGUAUUACAAUAUUAUCUACUCCGAAUUAUUUUUUAUUUAUUCAUUCGAAUAAAACAUUAUUUGGACAAAAUGUAAAAUGAUUAUUUUUUACAAGAUCUCUGUCAGUGAUAUAACAGUUUCACUUGCGUCGAAGAAAAUACUUGUGCGAUUCAGAUCACCCGAAUAACUCAUUCAUACAUCAAUUAAUUGAUGUUUGUGUACAUUUUUUUUUAUAUUUUUUUUUUUUUGUACUAAAAAUAUAUUAAUAGUUCAUAAACGAAAAUUAAAUAUUAAUUAGUCUUAUACUUGUAUUAGCUUUUCUCUUUUGUUAUUGAACAAUCUUUUGACUUGAUUUUUAUCAUUUUUAAAGAACCAUGUUUUAUAUAUAUAUAAAGAAAAGUAUGAAUUAAUACCACUUUUUUGUAUUCAGAACCAUUAUUUUCGCAUAUUUUAUUAUCAUAUUUAAUUUCAAUAGAACUCCUCCUGUAUUGUAACAACUUUUCGCAAUUUUCAGGUCUUACCAUUUUUUUUAUUAACGACAAAGUACAGUGCAUAUUUUAAAAUA
Sipha flava (yellow sugarcane aphid) is the source of this 1363-nucleotide messenger RNA. Its product is annotated as cuticle protein 7-like. NCBI's taxonomy places the organism in Eukaryota, Metazoa, Arthropoda, Insecta, Hemiptera, Aphididae. The transcript has 2 exons. The coding region runs from base 117 to 551 and encodes 144 amino acids. Gene Ontology annotation, cellular component: extracellular matrix. The record is from RefSeq and is a predicted model, not a curated record.